Messenger RNA from Kalmanozyma brasiliensis GHG001, 1908 nucleotides. RefSeq names its product protein of unknown function DUF4098. The transcript has a single exon. The record is from RefSeq and is a predicted model, not a curated record. NCBI's taxonomy places the organism in Eukaryota, Fungi, Basidiomycota, Ustilaginomycetes, Ustilaginales. The coding region runs from base 1 to 1908 and encodes 635 amino acids.
AUGGACCGUUCACGCCGCUCGUUGGAUCGAGAUCAGCAACCUCUGCUUGACGAUCAAGCUGUCGAGCUCGACACUCGUUUCGCCAUCGAUGAUAGCCUCGCCGAAGAGCAACGCGCCGACGACGACGCCGCCUCUUCACCAAAGUAUCCACCGCUUCCGCCCUCGUACGAUGAUACGAUCCGCAUCGAUGCACGUCACAAAUCCCGAUGGAACCCGGCCGCGUGGUUCUCAAUAUCCAGAACCACCAAGGAGCACAUCCAAGCUUGCUUUCCUCGCACCAGUGAUGGCGACCUCUUGACCUGCUCCACCGCCUUCUCCGGCUGCUACAAGGGCGUCAUGCGCUGCUGGCCCACCAAUCGAUUCGCACAGGCGAGCGUCUUCAUCGUUGGGCUUUGGAUUCUCGUGCUUUUCACAGGCCCCGCCCUCACCCAGGACUACAGCGAGAAUAUCGGCGCCGGCCUCCAUCAGGACUGGGACUAUUCUCAAAUUCCUUCUACCAAACCAGCACCGCUUCAUGAGGACGGUCACAUCGUUGAAGAGGCUAAGUGGCAAUGGCACAAUUGUGCCUCCAUCAAAGGCACCAACCGAGUUCAGUGCAUGCAGACUUCGAGCUUCCUUCUCAAUCCCAACAAGGCCAAAGAUAGUUUCGCAUCCACGGAGUCCAUCUUUGUCGAUGUCGAUCCUCUCAGAGAUGAUCGCCCUGCACCUGCUGGAAGCGUUCCUGGCACUGUCACUGUAGUACAUCAGGACGACGAUGUUCCGGCCGCUGAGAAGGACUUGGUCAAGGUUGAGAUCACCGUUCACUACGACGAGGCCUACAAGAAGCUCUUUGACACGAGCCUGGUCGCAAAGAUGAAGCGAGGUCUCUAUGACGAGGGCGUCGAGAUCUUAACUUAUGCCAAAGCGGUCUCGACCGAGCAAAGCCCGCUUGUCUACGACGUCAAGGUCAUCAUCCCCCCUCACGUCAACAUCCCCACGCUCUCAGUAGACGCAGGUGCCUCCAACAUUGAUCUCUUCCAGUCUCCGCCUGCUGCGAAAAGGAAUACCCGGUCACGUAGCCUUCGUUCUCGCGAUCCGCCAGCUAGGCCUGAUUUCUACUUCGGAAAGCUGCACGCCCGAACCCAAGUGGGCAAGUUGCGGUCCGCGUCCAUCCGCGCUCUUGCCGACAUUCAUCUCACCACAUCGAAUGGCAAGCUCCACAUCGGUGGAUCCUUCGAAGCUCAGUCCUUGGAGUUCAAGACGAUGAAUGGUCAUCUUGACAUUGACCAGGAUUCGAAGCUCGAGGCGGCGUACGACCUCACUUUGCAAACUCAGAAUGGGCACAUCCGCGUCGGACAGCACACUAGCCUCCGAGCAACCACACUGCGGUCAGAGUCGCUCAACGGAGGCAUCAUAGCAGAGAGCGCCGUAUUCAACGUUAAUCAUACAUUGAGCUUGCGCUCUCAGACCGGUCGAAUCGAGGCAGCCGUCAACGUCGAGAAGCCUGACCUUGCAAGACUCGAUGCGCCUGGUCUGGGCAAGACGGAUCUCGUCAAAGUCGACGCACAAUCUCAGACUGGCUCGAUCCAGCUCGAGUUUGUUGGCCAUCAACGUGAAGUUCCGCUUCACUGCCAUGCUUCCAGCGAGGUCGCACCCGUCGCAGUCUCUCUACAGCCCGAGUUCCAGGGUCGAUGGGAGCUGCGCGGAGCCACCCACUCUCGCUACCGUGGACCAGGAACGCAGGAUGGCGUCAAGAGCGAUCGUGGCACUCACCGUUUCGUCAUUGACGAAGACAGCUUUGGCUGGAUCAAUCGCCUGACCAAAGGCCGCACCUGGUGGGAUGCCGCCGAUAAGCCGAGCGUCCUUCCCAAACACGCGGAAGCCAUCGUCGCCACAUCAGUCGGCCUUGCCCUUCUCACGUUCAACUAG